AUGGAGCUGAAGCAGAACACGACCAUUAUCGUGCUUGGUGCUUCCGGUGAUCUCGCCAAAAAGAAGACUUACCCCGCGCUCUUUGGCCUUUACCGAAACCAGUUCCUUCCCAAGGAUGUCAGAAUCGUCGGAUAUGCCCGUACCAAGAUGGACCACGAGGAGUACCUCCGACGCAUCAAGUCCUACAUGAAGACCCCCACCAAGGAGUCCGAGCAGCAACUCGAGGACUUCUGCGGCCUUUGCACCUAUGUCUCAGGCCAGUACGACAAGGACGAGUCCUUCCUCGUCCUCAACAAGCACCUGGAGGGGAUUGAGGCGGGUCGAUCUGAGACCCAUCGCCUUUUCUACAUGGCUCUGCCUCCCAGCGUCUUCACCAUCGUCUCACAGCACCUGAAGAAGUGCUGCUACCCCACCAAGGGUGUUGCUCGUGUCAUUGUCGAGAAGCCCUUUGGCAAGGAUCUUGCUAGCUCCCGCGAGCUGCAGAAGUCGCUUGAGCCCGACUGGAACGAACAGGAGCUGUUCCGAAUUGACCACUACCUGGGCAAGGAGAUGGUCAAAAACAUUCUGAUCCUGCGAUUCGGAAACUCUUUCUUGGGCGCCACCUGGAACCGUCACCACAUUGACAAUGUCCAGAUUUCCUUCAAGGAGCCCUUCGGCACCGAGGGCCGAGGCGGCUACUUCGACGAGUUUGGUAUCGUCCGUGAUGUUAUGCAGAACCACUUGCUCCAGGUCCUGACCCUGCUGGCCAUGGAGAGGCCCAUCUCCUUCAACGCCGAAGACAUCCGUGAUGAGAAGGUCCGCGUACUCCGCGCUAUUCCUGCCAUCGAGCCCAAGAACGUCAUCAUUGGUCAGUACGGCAAGUCUCUAGACGGCAGCAAGCCUGGUUACCGUGAGGACGACACCGUCCCCAAGGAGUCGCGAUGCCCUACCUUCUGCGCUCUGGUCGCCUACAUCAAGAACGAGCGAUGGGACGGCGUUCCCUUCAUUAUCAAGGCUGGCAAGGCUCUCAACGAGCAGAAGACCGAGAUCCGAAUCCAGUUCAAGGACGUCACUUCGGGUAUCUUUAAGGACAUUCCCCGAAACGAGCUUGUUAUGCGCAUUCAGCCCAACGAGAGUGUCUACAUCAAGAUGAACUCGAAGCUGCCCGGCUUGAGCAUGCAGACCGUCGUCACUGAGCUUGACCUGACUUAUCGCCGACGAUUCUCUGACCUCAAGAUCCCUGAGGCCUACGAGUCUCUCGUGCUUGACUGCUUGAAGGGCGACCAGUCCAACUUCGUGCGUGACGAUGAGCUGGAUGCCAGCUGGAGAAUCUUCACUCCCCUGCUCCACUACCUUGACGACAACAAGGAGAUCAUCCCCAUGGAGUACCCUUACGGAUCUCGUGGCCCCGCUGUCCUUGACGACUUCACGGCUUCGUAUGGCUACAAGUUCAGCGACGCCGCCGGUUACCAGUGGCCCACCACCACUGCCACCCCUAACAAGUUGUAA
Molecule: messenger RNA, 1488 nt
Organism: Ilyonectria robusta
Lineage: Eukaryota; Fungi; Ascomycota; Sordariomycetes; Hypocreales; Nectriaceae
Product: glucose-6-phosphate dehydrogenase
Exons: 5
Coding region: 1-1488 (495 amino acids)
Biological process (GO): pentose-phosphate shunt, oxidative branch; glucose metabolic process
Cellular component (GO): cytosol
Molecular function (GO): NADP binding; glucose-6-phosphate dehydrogenase activity
Source: RefSeq, a predicted model, not a curated record